AUGGCGCGGGCCAAACUGCCUCGCUCGCCGUCCGAGGGCAAGGCGGGUCCGGGGGACACCCCAGCCGGCGCUGCAGCCCCUGAAGAGCCGCAUGGGCUCAGCCCUCUGCUGCCUGCCCGCGGUGGGGGCUCCGUAGGCAGCGACGUGGGCCAGAGGGUUCAUGUGGAAGAUUUCAGCCUGGACUCUUCCCUCUCUCAGGUCCAGGUGGAAUUCUAUGUCAAUGAGAACACCUGCAAAGAGAGGCUCAAGCUGUUCUUCAUCAAAAACCAAAGAUCCAGCCUGAGGAUCCGGCUGUUCAACUUCUCCCUCAAGCUCCUCACCUGCCUGCUGUAUAUCGUCCGUGUCCUGCUUGACAAUCCAGACCAGGGCAUCGGAUGUUGGGGCUGCACGAAGUAUAACUACACUUUCAAUGGCUCAUCCUCCGAGUUCCACUGGGCUCCCAUCCUGUGGGUGGAGAGGAAGAUGGCUCUGUGGGUGAUCCAGGUCAUUGUGGCCACAAUAAGCUUCUUAGAGACCAUGCUCCUCAUUUACCUCAGCUACAAAGGCAACAUCUGGGAGCAGAUCUUCCAUGUUUCUUUCGUCCUGGAGAUGAUCAACACGCUGCCCUUCAUCAUCACGGUCUUCUGGCCACCUCUUCGGAACCUGUUCAUCCCCGUGUUUCUCAACUGCUGGCUGGCCAAGCAUGCGCUGGAGAACAUGAUUAAUGACUUCCACCGUGCCAUCCUGCGCACACAGUCAGCCAUGUUCAACCAGGUGCUCAUCCUCUUCUGUACCCUGCUGUGCCUCGUUUUCACGGGGACCUGUGGGAUCCAGCACUUGGAGCGGGCCGGUGGGAACUUGAACCUGCUGACCUCCUUCUACUUCUGCAUCGUCACUUUCUCGACUGUGGGCUUUGGCGAUGUGACACCCAAGAUCUGGCCAUCCCAGCUCCUGGUGGUCAUCCUGAUCUGCGUGACCCUUGUGGUGCUCCCACUGCAGUUUGAAGAGCUUGUCUACCUCUGGAUGGAGCGACAGAAGUCAGGGGGCAACUACAGCCGCCACCGAGCACAGACAGAAAAGCACGUGGUCCUGUGUGUGAGCUCCCUCAAGAUUGACCUCCUCAUGGAUUUCCUGAAUGAGUUCUAUGCCCACCCCCGGCUCCAGGACUACUACGUGGUCAUCCUGUGUCCCUCCGAAAUGGAUAUCCAGGUGCGCAGGGUAUUGCAGAUCCCCCUGUGGUCCCAGCGGGUCAUCUACCUCCAGGGCUCUGCCCUCAAGGACCAGGACCUCAUGCGAGCCAAGAUGGACAACGGAGAGGCCUGCUUUAUCCUCAGCAGCAGGAAUGAGGUGGACCGCACAGCUGCGGAUCACCAGACCAUCCUUCGAGCCUGGGCUGUGAAGGACUUUGCUCCCAACUGUCCCCUCUACGUCCAGAUCCUCAAGCCCGAAAACAAGUUUCAUGUCAAAUUUGCUGACCACGUGGUAUGCGAGGAGGAGUGCAAGUACGCCAUGCUGGCCCUGAACUGCAUCUGCCCGGCCACCUCCACCCUCAUCACCCUGCUGGUGCACACGUCCCGUGGCCAGGAAGGACAAGAGUCUCCAGAGCAAUGGCAGCGCAUGUAUGGGCGCUGCUCAGGCAACGAGGUGUACCACAUUCGCAUGGGUGACAGCAAAUUCUUCCGAGAAUAUGAGGGCAAGAGCUUCACCUAUGCAGCCUUCCACGCACACAAGAAGUAUGGCGUGUGCCUCAUUGGGCUGAAGCGUGAGGAGGACAAGAGCAUCCUGCUGAACCCGGGGCCACGGCACAUCCUGGCCGCCUCCGACACCUGCUUCUACAUCAACAUCACCAAGGAGGAGAACUCAGCCUUCAUCUUCAAGCAGGAGGAGAAGCAGAAGAGGCGGGGUCUUGCAGGGCAGGCACUGUACGAGGGGCCAUCCCGGCUGCCCGUGCACAGCAUCAUUGCCUCUAUGGGGACAGUGGCCAUGGACCUGCAGAAUACAGAUUGCCGGCCCUCCCAGGGUGGCAGCGGUGGGGGCAGCGGUGGCGGCGGCGGCAAGCUGACUCUGCCCACGGAGAAUGGCUCUAGUAGUCGGCGCCCCAGCAUUGCACCUGUUCUGGAGCUGGCAGACAGCUCAGCGCUGUUGCCCUGUGACCUGCUGAGUGACCAGUCAGAGGAUGAGGUGACGCCCUCAGACGACGAGGGGCUCUCUGUGGUUGAGUAUGUGAAGGGCUACCCACCCAACUCACCCUACAUUGGCAGCUCCCCGACCUUAUGCCACCUCCUGCCUGUAAAAGCCCCCUUCUGCUGCCUCCGGCUAGACAAGGGAUGCAAACACAACAGCUAUGAAGAUGCCAAAGCCUAUGGGUUCAAGAACAAGCUGAUUAUCGUCUCUGCUGAGACAGCAGGCAAUGGGCUCUACAACUUCAUCGUACCUCUGCGCGCCUACUAUCGGUCCCGCCGGGAACUCAACCCCAUCGUGCUGCUUCUGGACAACAAGCCUGACCACCACUUCCUGGAGGCCAUCUGCUGCUUCCCCAUGGUCUACUACAUGGAGGGCUCUGUGGACAACCUGGACAGCCUGUUGCAGUGUGGCAUCAUCUAUGCUGACAACCUGGUGGUGGUGGACAAGGAAAGCACCAUGAGUGCUGAAGAGGACUACAUGGCAGAUGCCAAGACCAUUGUCAAUGUGCAGACCAUGUUUCGGCUCUUCCCCAGCCUCAGCAUCACCACAGAGCUCACACACCCUUCCAACAUGCGGUUCAUGCAGUUCCGUGCCAAGGACAGCUACUCUCUGGCUCUUUCCAAACUGGAAAAGCAAGAACGGGAGAAUGGCUCCAACCUGGCCUUCAUGUUCCGCCUGCCGUUUGCUGCUGGCCGAGUGUUUAGUAUCAGCAUGUUGGAUACACUGCUCUACCAGUCCUUCGUGAAGGACUACAUGAUCACCAUCACCAGGCUGCUGUUGGGCCUUGACACCACACCAGGCUCCGGCUACCUCUGUGCCAUGAAGGUAACCGAGGAUGACCUGUGGAUCCGUACUUAUGGCCGCCUCUUCCAGAAACUCUGCUCCUCCAGUGCUGAGAUCCCCAUUGGCAUCUACAGGACCGAGUGCCAUGUCUUCUCCUCUGAGCCCCAUGACCUCAGAGCCCAGUCCCAGAUCUCGGUGAACAUGGAGGAUUGCGAGGACACUCGGGAGGCCAAGGGACCCUGGGGCACACGGGCUGCCUCUGGCAGUGGCAGCACCCAUGGCCGACACGGGGGCAGUGCUGACCCAGUGGAGCACCCGCUACUGCGCCGAAAGAGCCUGCAGUGGGCCCGCAAACUGAGUCGCAAGAGCAGCAAGCAGGCUGGGAAGGCACCUGCAGCCACAGAGUGGAUCACCCAGCAGCGGCUCAGCCUCUACCGGCGCUCAGAGCGCCAGGAGCUCUCGGAGCUGGUCAAGAACCGAAUGAAGCACCUGGGACUGCCCACCACUGGCUACGAGGACGUAGCAAAUUUAACAGCCAGUGAUGUGAUGAAUCGGGUAAACCUGGGAUAUUUGCAAGACGAGAUGAAUGACCAUCACCAGAACACCCUUUCCUAUGUACUCAUCAACCCCCCACCAGACACGAGGCUGGAGCCCAAUGACAUUGUGUACCUCAUUCGCUCUGACCCCCUGGCCCAUGUAAGCAGCAGCUCCCAGAGUCGGAAGAACAGCUGCAACAACAAGCUCUCAUCCUGUAAUCCUGAGACCCGUGAUGAGACACAGCUCUGA
Cricetulus griseus (Chinese hamster) is the source of this 3732-nucleotide messenger RNA. NCBI's taxonomy places the organism in Eukaryota, Metazoa, Chordata, Mammalia, Rodentia, Cricetidae. The record is from RefSeq and is a predicted model, not a curated record.